Ilex paraguariensis (yerba mate) is the source of this 1029-nucleotide messenger RNA. The record is from the annotation of a GenBank genome assembly. Lineage: Eukaryota; Viridiplantae; Streptophyta; Magnoliopsida; Aquifoliales; Aquifoliaceae.
UUUACACAACAGAAGGCACAAUCACCCUUAUCAGAUUCUAGGGUUUCUUUUGUUUCCACAGAUCUGAUCACCAUGGUUCGCGUAAGCAACGGAUUGAUAACAUUCCUAAACCUAGUUUCACUGAUCAUAUCUGUUGCAGCCAUAGGCUAUUCCCUUUGGUUGUACACGCACAAUGGCACUUUGUGCCAAAAAGUAAUUCAAAAGCCUCUUUUAAUUCUAGGUGUGUCACUGUUGUUCAUGUCAUUGCUUGGAUUGAUCGGUUCGUGUUGCCGAGUCUCUUUCCUUCUAUGGAUAUACUUGUUUGUAAUGUUUGUGUUGAUCGUGGGGUUGUUUUGUUUCACGUUGUUUACGAUCAUUGUAACGAACAAGGGUGUUGGGAAGGCGAUAUCGGGAAGAGGGUACAAGGAGUAUAGGCUCGGUGACUAUUCGCGGUGGUUGCAGAAGUAUGUGGUUAAUGGGAACAAUUGGGAUGAGAUCAAGAGUUGUUUGGUUGAUCUUCAUUUCUGUCAUAAACUUGCGGGCGAGAAGGCUGAGGAGUUUUACAAGCAUAGCUUGUCGCCUACAGAGUCGGGCUGCUGCAAACCUCCCAGUUAUUGUGGGUUCCAGUUCGAGAACGCGACCUUCUGGACAGUUCCAAAAUCUGGUCCAGCUGUGCCAGAUAGCGACUGCACGAUGUGGAGCAACAACCAGACGGAGCUGUGCUUCGACUGCAAGUCGUGCAAAGCCGGAGUUCUUGCCAACAUGAGGCGAGAAUGGAGGCAAUUGGCCAUUAUCAACUUCAUCAUCAUUAUUAUCAUCAUCUGCAUCUACUCCGUCGCCUGUUGUGCUCUUAGAAACAACCGAGCUGAUGGAUAUCAAAGACACAAAGGAGGAUACCCUUGAGCCAUGCAUGUUCUUUCAUUGUCUAAGAUUUAUAGAUUAAAAAUUAGGAUAUAGUUUAUGACAUUGUUUGUUACUAUACUUUCAUAUGUUUACUGUUUACUGGGUGUGUUAAUUUUAUCAUUGUUGACUGUGCCAAUUGCUUCUUUG